Molecule: messenger RNA, 547 nt
Organism: Diospyros lotus (date-plum)
Lineage: Eukaryota; Viridiplantae; Streptophyta; Magnoliopsida; Ericales; Ebenaceae
Product: SKP1-like protein 1A
Exons: 1
Coding region: 1-447 (148 amino acids)
Biological process (GO): SCF-dependent proteasomal ubiquitin-dependent protein catabolic process
Cellular component (GO): cytoplasm; nucleus
Molecular function (GO): cullin family protein binding
Source: RefSeq, a predicted model, not a curated record
AUGUCUGAGAAGAAGUUGAAGUUGAAGAGCUCCGAUGGUCGCAUAUUCACGCUCGAAGAGCGAGCAGCGGUUCAGUCCGAGAUGUUGAAGCUCAUGGUGGAAGACAAUUGUGCAUUCGGCACGAUUCCGAUGCCGAACGUCGACUCUAGGACGCUCGCCAUGGUGAUCGACUUCUGCAAGCGGCAUGCUGAUCCAACGGGGAAAACUGAUCUCGAGGCCUUUGACGCACAAUUCGUAGACAAAGACCAGGCGACGUUGUUCGAUCUGUUAAUGGCCGCAAAUUAUCUAAAUAUCCCAGGGUUGUUGGAUAAACUGUCUGGGAAGAUCGCCGACAUGAUCAAGGGGAAGUCUCCGGAGGAGAUUCGACAGAUAUUCAACAUCAAGAACGAUUUCACGCAAAAAGAAGAGGAGGAGAUUCGUAGAGAGAAUGGCUGGGCUUUCGAGUGAUAAUCGCUUAGACUUCUCUUUGUAUGUAUGCUCUGGUUGAUGGAACUGUAUAAGCAAACUACCAAUAUUUUUUUUUUCUAAGUAAUUGAUGUAUUAAUUA